AUGUCCAAGCCCAGUGGGCCUCGAAAUGCGGUUCUGACCAUGAAUUGGAACUAUCCGACAUUCCGCUCGUCCACGAACCUAUGGGGUUCGGUGUUGGAUCCAUCGAACCCAUGUUUGAGAGCCCAGUCGAAGAAAUUCGGGAACAGCGAGCUCAUCCGUACGCAGAAUCGGCUCCCAAUUCGAGCCCAUUACAAGGAACACGGCGUCCAGUGGGCUGACACGGUCGGUCCCAACUGGCCCUUGAUCCAGGACGUUUGCCAUGACUUCAACCAAUGGCUCAAUAAGGGGUCGAAAAUCAUCAUGGCAAUUGGCAACGACAACAUUGACGAAAAUCUCAUGAUCGAUAUGGAAGGUCUUGAAAGUGUAGAGAUCCUCGGGAAGCCCAGCCUAGGCGCAAGAGUCUUUGGGCAACGCCCUUCAUUCAAGAUCAUCAGGUGCAUCCAGACGAAGACUAUUCGGCACCUUUUCUUCAUAUCACAUCACAGCCAGCAUUUUCUCUAUCCCGCCGUUGGUCAAGACGUUCGAGCGUUUCAUGACCUCAUGUGGAACGCUGUCGCCGAGAUGGCUGGGUUGCAACUUGAUGCCGACCAUUCUGCAUACUUCAUGCGCGAGGCAACCCGGAGACCCUCAAGAGCCAACAAGUUCGUGGGCAGUCAGUUUGACAUAGCGAAGUCCCUACGAGGCAUUGAAAAGCGGAGUGGACAGAUGACAUCUGAAAAGGUCGUUCGAGAUGUGUUCGAGCCAACGUUGCGCAAGAACCCUACCUGGGAGCUCAAGGCUGACGAUGGGAGCUUUGUCCGCUGGAUCAUCCAGCAAUUCUCCAAGCGCGCUCGGGAGACCUUGUCAUCGGACGCUUUCAAAGAGUCUGAGGCUGGCCAGCGACUGUAUCGCCAGCAUAUUGCAAACAUCAGCGGCCCAAGGGAUGCUGCAAAACAACAGGCUAGUAGGCGCCAAACUGUCGGCACCUUAGAGUGGAAGGCCUCAGAUACAGCCAAGAAGAUGAAAUCGGAUCUCAAAAAGAACUGCAAACUCCCUCAAAACAAGCAUCAGGAAAAGUUGGCAGCAUUUCAAAAAGUCAAGCAGUACAAAGACCUUGAGAGCAAAGACGUGGCUUCUCUCACAGCCCAAGAAGCUACUGCACGGAGCAAAAUGGUAGCGUUUACUGCUUCUGACCUGGACAAGAAGAAAUGGGCGACAUACUACAAGUCACACGUCGUAUGGUGGAGCCCUCAUCAGCCGGGUGGUCUGCGGUAUGAGGGCGAUCAAUGCCCGGACGUCGAUGAUUUCGAUUACGAGAACGAGAUUCAUCCGGCCGUCAAAAUCAUCGGUUUGUUCUCAAGCCAACAGAAGGCAGCAUUUACUAUCGAAACAGAACCUUAG
Messenger RNA from Emericellopsis atlantica, 1380 nucleotides. RefSeq lists its product as uncharacterized. Bases 1 to 1380 code for a protein of 459 amino acids. The transcript has a single exon. The record is from RefSeq and is a predicted model, not a curated record. Lineage: Eukaryota; Fungi; Ascomycota; Sordariomycetes; Hypocreales; Bionectriaceae.